This is a messenger RNA of Debaryomyces hansenii CBS767, 1020 nucleotides long. RefSeq names its product D-mandelate dehydrogenase-like dehydrogenase. Gene Ontology annotation, cellular component: cytosol. The record is from RefSeq and is a predicted model, not a curated record. Bases 1 to 1020 code for a protein of 339 amino acids. Lineage: Eukaryota; Fungi; Ascomycota; Pichiomycetes; Serinales; Debaryomycetaceae. The transcript has a single exon. Gene Ontology annotation, molecular function: glyoxylate reductase (NADPH) activity; hydroxypyruvate reductase [NAD(P)H] activity; NAD binding.
AUGCCGAAGCCAUUGGUUGUCCAUUUGGAGCCAGUUAGAUAUAGCCAUCAUUUAUGGAUAGAACUUGAAGAAAUUGCUGAGAUAGAGCUUGUUGGUGACUAUUCAAGGGAAGAAUUUAUCAAAGAUCUUCAUGGCAAGUACGCCAAUGUUGUCGCCAUUGGAAGAGGAUACCUUACAGGACAAAAAGUUGGGAUGUUCGACGAAGAAUUAAUAUCUCAUUUUCCAUCCUCGUUGAAAUAUAUUGCACAUCAGGGCACAGGAUAUGAUCAAAUAGAUGUUGACGAGUUAAAUAAACGUGGCAUUCAGUUAUCGAAUUGUCCAGAUAUUGUGACUAAAUCUACAGCAGACAUGAAUAUAUUUCUUAUGCUUGGGGCAAUGAGAAACUUUGAAGCCGGAAGGCGAAAUCUCAUCGCCGGUAAGUGGCCAGCUGGUGGUCUUGGUGCAGGUGUUGAAGCAGGAUGGGCCCCUUCAAGAAAAGUUUUGGGGAUUAUAGGUAUGGGAAACAUCGGUCGCGCCGUCAGAGAUAGGGCAGUAUCAUUUGGGUUUGAAAAAAUCGUUUACUACAGUAGAUCCAAGCUAACACCGGAAUUAGAAAAAGAUUGUGAAUAUGUUGCAUCGCUCGAAGAAUUGGUCGCUGCUUCUGAUGUCCUUUCUAUCAACUGCCCGUUGAAUAAAUCUACAUACCACUUGAUAAAUGAUUCGUUAAUCUCCAAAAUGAAAGAUGGUGUGAUAAUAGUGAAUACAGCUAGAGGUGCUGUUAUCGAUGAGCAGGACAUGAUCAAGCACUUGAAGACUGGUAAAAUCGGUGCAGCUGGCUUGGAUGUGUUUGAAAAUGAACCUGUACCUCGGAAGGAUCUAUUAGACUUGCCAAACGUCAUGGCAUUACCUCACAUGGGCACCCAUACAGUGCAAGCCUUCUCUGAUUUCGAGAACUGGACAAUUGAAAAUAUUCGCUCUGGAUUAUCAACCGGUAAAGUUCGUACAAUUGUGCAAGAGCAGCAGAAUACUACUUUUAAUUAG